Messenger RNA from Mercenaria mercenaria, 1923 nucleotides. Its product is annotated as tubulin alpha-1A chain-like. Gene Ontology annotation, molecular function: GTP binding; structural constituent of cytoskeleton. Gene Ontology annotation, biological process: microtubule cytoskeleton organization; mitotic cell cycle. Gene Ontology annotation, cellular component: microtubule; cytoplasm. The record is from RefSeq and is a predicted model, not a curated record. The transcript is spliced from 3 exons. Lineage: Eukaryota; Metazoa; Mollusca; Bivalvia; Venerida; Veneridae. The coding region runs from base 117 to 1472 and encodes 451 amino acids.
AAAUCUUGUUUUCUGUCAUAUAUAUUUUAUAGGAAACAGAUUUAGUACAUCAAAUACAGUGUGUCUCACGGAGAAGCUUGUUCAAAGUGAAUUAACAGCAACCGAAAACCUGCAAGAUGCGUGAAUGUAUCUCUGUCCAUGUUGGCCAAGCCGGAGUCCAGAUCGGCAAUGCAUGCUGGGAGUUGUACUGUCUCGAGCACGGGAUCCAGCCCGAUGGCCAGAUGCCCAGUGAUAAGACAAUAGGGGGCGGAGACGACUCCUUCAAUACUUUCUUCAGUGAAACUGGGGCUGGUAAACAUGUACCCAGGGCUGUCUUCGUAGACCUGGAACCAACCGUUGUCGACGAGGUCCGAACUGGCACCUAUCGACAACUGUUCCACCCAGAGCAGCUUAUUACCGGCAAGGAAGACGCCGCUAACAACUACGCCCGUGGUCACUACACCAUUGGCAAAGAGAUUGUCGAUCUGGUUCUUGACAGAAUCCGAAAACUCGCUGACCAGUGCACCGGUCUUCAGGGAUUCCUCAUCUUCCAUUCCUUCGGUGGUGGUACCGGAUCUGGUUUCACCUCCCUGCUGAUGGAACGUCUCUCCGUUGACUACGGAAAGAAGUCCAAGCUUGAGUUUUCCGUCUACCCUGCUCCACAAGUUUCCACCGCCGUCGUAGAACCCUACAACUCUAUCUUGACCACUCAUACCACCCUAGAACACUCUGAUUGCGCGUUCAUGGUUGACAACGAAGCUAUUUAUGAUAUUUGCCGCCGAAAUUUGGACAUCGAGAGACCAACCUACACAAACUUGAACAGACUCAUGGGUCAGAUUGUUUCUUCCAUCACAGCCUCAUUGAGAUUUGAUGGUGCCCUCAAUGUCGAUCUGACAGAGUUUCAGACCAACUUGGUACCAUAUCCACGUAUUCAUUUCCCAUUGGCCACCUAUGCUCCGGUCAUUUCCGCUGAGAAGGCCUACCACGAGCAGCUUUCCGUUGCCGAGGUUACAAACGCCUGUUUCGAGCCUGCCAAUCAGAUGGUAAAAUGUGACCCUCGUCACGGCAAGUACAUGGCCUGUUGUAUGUUGUACCGCGGUGACGUUGUACCAAAGGAUGUUAAUGCUGCCAUCGCUACCAUCAAGACAAAGAGAACCAUCCAGUUUGUUGACUGGUGUCCAACAGGUUUCAAGGUUGGAAUCAACUACCAACCACCGACUGUGGUUCCAGGUGGUGAUCUCGCCAAGGUACAGCGUGCCGUUUGCAUGUUGAGCAACACAACAGCCAUUGCCGAAGCAUGGGCCCGUCUCGACCACAAGUUUGAUUUGAUGUACGCCAAGAGAGCUUUUGUCCACUGGUACGUUGGUGAGGGUAUGGAAGAGGGUGAGUUCUCCGAGGCUCGUGAGGAUUUAGCUGCCCUCGAGAAAGAUUACGAGGAAGUCGGAGUAGACUCGGUCGAUGGCGAGGGAGAAGAGGAGGGUGAAGAGUAUUAAACAGACCCAAAAAAUAUCUUGAAACGACUUCGAUUUUAAAAGCCUAUACCGUUUAAUACCUUUUUCCCCUUGAUCUAUACACCAGAACCUUCAUUUAAAAAGAUAAUGAUCGGUGUCCGUAACAGUUUUAAACGUUGUAAAAUACAAAGUACUGGAAGUAUGAUUUGUAACAAUUUUUAUCAGUAAACGAUUUCAAACACAAAUUGUCUUUCCUUGUCUGUAUAAAAACACGAGUUUGCCCUCAUUAUUACGACAAUGUUUUUACCUUUUAACAUUUUUGAAAAAUUCAUGUUAAAAUUAUUCAGGAAUAAAAACUUCUUUUACUAGAGAGUAAGUGUAAAUUACAUUUUCAUUCUAAGAUGCUUUUAUUUGAAAUCUUAUGAUGAAAAAUAAUCUGAAUUUCAUUUCCCAGAGUAGUGAUAAAUCUGACGUCAUGCGACAAUUUGAUCAU